Molecule: messenger RNA, 1333 nt
Organism: Colletotrichum scovillei
Lineage: Eukaryota; Fungi; Ascomycota; Sordariomycetes; Glomerellales; Glomerellaceae
Exons: 2
Coding region: 97-1080 (327 amino acids)
Source: RefSeq, a predicted model, not a curated record
UCCCCAAGCUUCUCAAUCCUUUCCAAACUCGUCCAGGUGAAAGCUCUUGUUUCUCCCAAAGACUUGUUCCGUUCAUCCUCAAGUCUCUCCGUCGCAAUGGGUUGGUUCGACGGCUGGUUCGGCCCCAGCGCCUCGUCCGACGACCCUCUCAAGUCCCUCGACCCCAAGCUCCGCGAAUACCUCGAGCGCGAAUCCCCCGUCAAGAUCCAGCAGCAGCAGCAGGUCCAAGAAGCCGAGAAAAAGGCCAUUCGAAUCGCCGCGCAAGCAGCGCUGGCGGCGGAAGCAAACGCACAAGCACAGGCCCAGUCGCAAUCACAGUCACAAGGUGCCGCCGCCGCCGCAGAACGACCAAUUGUGCCGAAAGAGAGCCUCUUCCAGGACGGGCGGUACGCGCACCUGUGGAAGACGUACCGGCCCUACGCCGAGAUCGAGGCCGAGACGAAGACGGACCACGAGAAGCUCAUGGACGUGCUGGACGGAUUCAAGCAGCGGAAGCACAACAUUGGCAGGGCGGCGCUCGAGAACUGCGCCAUUCAGCAGGAGGAGUGGGUGAACUGCAUGAAGAGCGGCGACUGGGAGGACAGGAUGCAGAUGUGCAGGCGUCAGGUGCAAAAGUUUGAGAGGUGUUAUACCAUGCAGACGAGAUUUCUCAAAGCCCUAGGCUACCAAUCCAUCAACGGCCGCUCAGCGCAAGUGGAAGAAGACAUCCAGAUGCACGCAGAUCAGCUCUACGGGCGCAUGAUUGAGCAGGAAGAGGCCGUGGAGGCCGCCAAGAAGCAAGGCCUCCCCGUGCCCAAGUUCGAUUUCACGAUACCCGUCGCCGCACCGGCCGCGGCCGCGGCGCACACGCCGAGGCCGGACCUGGAGACCUCGUGGAAGGAGAAGCUGGAGCAGCUGCCCGAGUCGGAGAGGGCGGCCGAGGAGGCGGCGCUGCGGGCGGACUUCCAGGCCAACGUCGAGGUGGCCAAGAACGUGCAGAAGCUGUGGGACGAGCAGGAGAAGGAGAAGGAGAGGCGCAAGGCGGAGGGCAAGGCUACGAUUGUGGAUCGUAUCUCGGGGACGUUUGGCGGUGGGAAGUAAAAAGAAAGACCCUUGGGUUUCUGGGGCGAUGGUUAUCUCGGGCCUGCUACAACAGAGGUAAUCUGUGAGAGAAGCCACAUGAGAUGAUUGAAGUUGGAGUAUUGGAUCGUUAGAAGCCUCGUGGUUGGGGUUACCGUGGGUUUUGUAUAUCACGAUAUCGGCCUUUGUAAAGGCGAUUGUAGACUACCCUGUACUUCUACGUACGCAUUCCCGAAUGCAAAGGAAAAAAGAGCCUGACACUGGCUCAGUUCUC